This is a messenger RNA of Sphaerodactylus townsendi, 1701 nucleotides long. It is a transcript of the gene OLIG2, whose product is annotated as oligodendrocyte transcription factor 2. Gene Ontology annotation, biological process: neuron differentiation; regulation of DNA-templated transcription; myelination. Lineage: Eukaryota; Metazoa; Chordata; Lepidosauria; Squamata; Sphaerodactylidae. The record is from RefSeq and is a predicted model, not a curated record. Bases 83 to 1009 code for a protein of 308 amino acids. The transcript is spliced from 2 exons. Gene Ontology annotation, molecular function: protein dimerization activity; DNA-binding transcription factor activity.
GUUCUGAGUGGUGCGCGGGGACAGCCGUCGGCGGUGCUGGAGCAGAGGCGGCCACGCACGCCCACCCCGCUGCAAACCGGCCAUGGACUCGGACGCGAGCCUGGUGUCGAGCCGUCCUUCCUCACCGGAGCCCGAUGAGCUCUUCGUGGCGGCGGCGCGGAGCAAGAGCGCGGGCGGCGGCGGCGGCUUCUCGGGGGCCGCGUCGUCGUCGGGCGGCGCGGUGUCCAGCUCGACGCCCGGCGAGUCCCCGGUCGAGCUCAGCGCCGAACUGCGCAGCGCCAUGAGCGCCGCCGGCGUGGUGAUGGUGGACAAGUUGGCCUUCAAGUCGCCCUCGUCGCUGUCCUCGUCGUCCUCAUCCUCGUCGUCCUCGUCCUCGUCGGCGGCCUGCAAGAAGGACAAGAAGCAGAUGACGGAGCCGGAGCUGCAGCAGCUGCGCCUGAAGAUCAACAGCCGCGAGCGCAAGCGGAUGCACGACCUGAACAUCGCCAUGGACGGCCUGCGCGAGGUGAUGCCCUACGCGCACGGGCCGUCGGUGCGCAAGCUCUCCAAGAUCGCCACCCUGCUGCUGGCGCGCAACUACAUCCUCAUGCUCACCAACUCGCUGGAGGAGAUGAAGCGCCUGCUCAGCGAGAUCUACGGGGGCCACCACGCCGCCGGCUUCCACCCUCCGCCCGCCGCCGCCUGCCCCGCCGGCCUGGUGGGCCACGCCGCGCCGCUGCCCGCCCACCCGGUCUCCCACGCCGUGCACCACCCCAUCCUGCCCCCGGCCGCCGUCUCCAGCGCCUCCCUGCCCGGCGCCGGCGCCCUGGCCGCCGUCACCUCCAUCCGGCCCUCGCAUGGCCUGCUCAAGUCGCCCUCCGGCGCCGUUGGCCCCCUGGCCAGCGGCUUCCAGCACUGGGGAGGAAUGCCCUGCCCGUGCAGCAUGUGCCAGGUGCCCGCGCCCUCGCACCAUCACGUCUCCGGUAUGAACCCGGCAGGCCUGUCCAGACUCACCGGAGACGCCAAGUGAAGGGCCGGCCGAGGGCUCAGCGCCACGCCCGCGGGGAGCCCCGACGGCGACCGGAGGGAAGGCGGCCCCGCCAGGACCUGCACAACUGGAGCCGCCACUUGAGCAUCCUUCCCCGCAACUCGCUCGCACUGGCUGCCCAGGCCCUCUCGCCAGACGGGGAGAAGCGGUCGCGCGAUCCUCGUCCCCUGCCGGCUGCCUCCAGCAAACGCGGCGCAACGGGCUCGCCCUCCCGGCCCCAUUCGCUCCGGUCUGCGUUUCAGGGCUGGCCGUCGACUUCGGAGCCUCGCCUGCUGUCCUUGUCCUUCAGGCGUCGAUAGAAGAAGAGGCAGACAGUGUCAGGCAGCACAGACAUUCAAGGCAGAGAGCCUCCAACGCCCGGCACAGCCGAUGACUUUGAAAACCUGCUCACACCUUUUCAAGAUUUCCCUUUUGCGCCUUCACUUUUUGAAAUGUUUUGUGGCUGCUGCUCCUCUCUCUCUCUCUCUCUCUCUCUCUCUCUCUCUCUCUCAGCACUGGCACACACAAAGUCUGACUUCUGCACAGGUUGUAAAUAGGAACGCGGUCCCCCUGAAAUCAGUGGGUCUUGCUUUCAUGUAAAUGCGUUUAGGAUCUGGGUGCUUGGUGGAAGUCAAGGCCACCUCGCAUAUUAUUUGGGGGUUGCUGGGCUGGCUUCUCUGUUAUGGGUGGGUAGG